GGCCUCCAUUGUUUUUGAUUUUGGUGGCUGGAAGCUGAAGGGCUGAAGUACAAGGUACAAGCUCAAUAUAAGAAGGCUUGUGUACUUUCCCACGCACAUCUGUGCCUGUACUGUACACUGCGUCUCUGACUGUGAGCAACGCAGAGAAAGACAUGCGAAAAGCUGCUGCUGCUGCUCCUAGUUACGAGGUGAUGACGUUAUGAGACACUUCGGAGGUCGAAACGCAGUCAUUCAGGGAAUGUCCUUGCCAUUUAUUGGCAACUAAUGAUUUUAUAAGCAGUCUGCGCGAAUGUAAAGAAGACUUGACUAUGGCAGCUGCCUAACAUGCAUCAAUGCGAGACGGGCCAUGGACUAUGUGUCACGCAGAGACUUCUACCAAAGGAGGUGUUUAGGUGCUGCUUUCUUUCUACUGCUUGCAUACGCCGUGAUAGUGGAGUGGGCAGUGUACUUCCUCAGUCCCUGGUGGAGUUGGCCAACACUACCGCUGCAAAAUGAAAUAAACACUCGUGUGCUCGUUGUCGGUGAUCCACAGUUGCUUGGAUUGGUGAAUACUGCGCCAGGAUUCUUCGGUGCUGUUGAGCUAUGGGAUGCUGACAGGUACCUCAGGAAAACAUUCAGGAGGGUACAUCGUUUCUUCAAACCCCACGUCGUCCUCUUUCUUGGAGACGUGUUCGACGAAGCCGAGUUUGCGACAGAUGCACACUUUGACAUAUACUUUAAGAGGUUCCUCAGCGUGUUCUCGGACCUCAACAUGGCACAGGCGAUCAUCAUCCCGGGUGAUAACGACAUAGGCGGAGAGGUCACUCCUCCCAAGAAGCGCAUGAUCCGGAGGUUCAACAGAUACUUUCGUAGCGAUCCAGUCGUCUCUCACGACAAGAUUGAUUUUGUCAAGGUGUGCUACGUGACAAGGUCGUACGCUUACCGUGCGUUCUUGAGAGACAAGGCCGACCACGUCAGAGUGGUAGUGUCGCAUCUGCCGUUGACUCCCACGUACGGCAGCUACGUGAAAGAUAUAGUACGAGAGAUAGAGCCCGAUCUUAUAUUUUCUGGACACGACCACUUGUCCGAGUACAUAGCGACUGGAAGAGCGAAUAAAAUGGUGGAGAAAAUGGCACUUCGUUUCACCAUGGAUCUGGUUGCGGCCCGGCUCAACCUCUCAGAUGGGCACGUCCACGAGAUUCAGGUCCCAACCUGUUCCUACCGCAUGGGCACGUACAAUGUUGGCUACGGAGCUGCCAUAAUUGAUCCGGACCGUAUCGUGACUUACGGAGUGCUCUGGUCGCCGCAGCGUCUUGCCCAUCUUUUUGGCUACCUUGUAGUGUUGACUAUCAGCCUGCUGCUUGUGCUUGUGGCAGUCACUUCACCACAGAGUGUGCUCUACUUGAAGAUCAUGUUCUGCAGAAAACAUACUUGAGUGCAAGCUUACCCCCUAGUCAGAGAGGUGAUAUUUUCAUUAUUUGCCGAGUCAUCUUGCAGGGUGAUUACGUGGCUCCCUUCCCUGCACAGCUCAAUGGUGAUCACAUGUUCAGUCAAAUGAGAAGUGCACAAAUGACACAGUUUGAUUAGACAUCAGCAUUUAGGGCCAGGAUCUCUGUUUACUGUUCCGGUCACUGAGUAAGUCGUUAUGCAUUACAAGGGUCCAGCCAAGACGUAUUUGUACACGCGUUACACGUUUGUCCAUAAUUAACUGUCGUACUCUUUUUAAUGGCAGGAUAAGAAAAGGUUUGGAUAGCCAGAUCACCGUAAGACAUGCGCGACUAGCAUGGGAGCUGGGAGGCCGUAUUUUGAUUAUGAGAGGGAUGAGAUUGCUACACGGCGACCCUUCAGAAACGCCUCUCCCCGCCUCCCACACCUCCGGGCUUUUUGCAGUGCCAGGAGCUUUUCGAUUCCACUGCUUGUAUUACACAAAACCGACACUAAAAAGUUAGUUUGAGUUAAUAUAGAUUGCAUCUAGAAUCACAAAAAGCAAAAAAACAAAACAAAACAAGAAAAACAUCAAGCAGGAAUUUCUUCUUUUAUUCACUAAAGUGAACUUCUUUGUCAGGCAUCGCGGCCCACUACCACAACCUACCUUUCUUUCUUUUUUUACGCAUAAUGGUGGGCAGAGUGUGACCUAAUGACAGCAUUCCCUUUUUUACUAACAUGGAGGAAAACUGAGAGGCAAGGACGAAAAUGAUAAACACGCGCACAGAUCCUGAAUUCUUCAAGUUCCUGAUCUGUUUCACUAUAGAAUUGAACGGCAUCGUUUCAUAUGUCGUAGUUUGUGGAGCCGGCAUGCAAAGUCCCACAUUCCUUACUUGAACCUCCGUUUUUUUUGGCAAUCAAUCACGUUUUAUGGCAAAAGAUGCCAUAAAGGAACCGGAGAGAAAAAAAGAAAACAUGUGGACGCGAGUGAAAAGCGUGUUAAAAGUAACUUGGAACUUAACUUCAGUUACCUUGGCAAAGUUACUUGAAAAAGGAACGAGUUCCUCUGAAAGUUACCACGACGCAAAAGUACCGAGUUAAGUUACAAGUUACCAAAAAAAAGGAACUUAGUUACAGUAACGAGUUCCUUCGAACUCUGCAGAGGUGUGCAAUGUGUUCGAGCGCUGGUGUCUUAGGGCAGUGGUUCUCAAACUUUUUUGGCCCGGGGAACCCUUUGGACCUAGCCAAAAGGACGAGGGAACCCCUGUUCCUAAACAUGAGCAGUACAUCAGAUAUCACGUACAUCAGGCCUCCACGAAGAGGUCACGGAGCUUCUCGCUGGCACGUUCCAGGCCUACUCCUUUGCCUAGUAAGGGGUCUGUCAACGGGUCAAAGCGCCCAUUAACCCAUAAGAAGAAGAAGAAGAACAACGGAAAGAGGCCGCGAACGAACUCCGCAGCCGCGGUGCGCGUGCUUCUGGCCUGCCGAGCGAGCUUGGGUGGGGGAAUUGAAGUUCUGUGAAUGGAUAGGGGCCGAGGCGGCAGCCUUCUUGCGGAACCCGGGAAGGCAGCUCGCGGAACCCCUGUGUUCCGCGGAACCCAGUUUGAGAACCACUGUCUUAGGGGAAUGUCUCACCAUCACGUGGAAGCCACUAUCCGCCGUAGGAACAUUUUACGUGCGAGCGAAAAGUAUGAACUAUAAAAAACUGCCUUUUGAAUUAAGCAGCUUUUUCAAAGCAUUGCAAAACGUAGUGGGCUAAACAAAAAUUUGAAACCUGCUCCUGUCACCAAACGUAUAGAAUAUCCGAGUUUACAUUAACGCGAGUCUACUUCGUGUAUCUUCGGCGCAAUACUUUAGACCACUUGUUGGUAACCUUUCUCAGUGUUUGAGAUAUGUUUGAGACAUGCAUGCUGACAGACACAAAUGGAUGAGACAAUCUUAUUACCUGUUCCCAUUUUGCUCAUCAGCAAUUGGGAUAGACAUAUUUACGCGACUUAUUGCUUUUGUAUUCUCGUUGCUCUCAAUUAGUCCGUUCUGACGUUCUUGUCAUGUUGCAUUUCACAAAAUUGCCUUCAUGCACAUUUGUAAUACACUUACUACGACAAGACCAUAAGUAGGGCCUGACUUUUUCGGGUUUUAUUUUUGGCCAAAUUCGGGGGGUAAAUAUCGGGUGAUAUUUUUCAUUUGAAAAUUCGGGUGUAUUCGGGUUAAAUCCCGUUACGGCAUAUUCUGUCGUCAGGAAUUCGGGCGUAUUCGGGUGAUUUUUUUUUGUUUAAUAAAAAUUUGUCUUAACAUGGAACUAAUGUUUAGCAGUGUUAUCAAACUUUAUUUUAAUGCACGCUUACGAGUGUGCCACGCGACCCGGAUGUUUUCGGGUAGAUUCGGGUUAAACCCGAAUUUUACAGAUUUCGUUCGGGGGGUAAAUAUCGGGCGGAUACGGGUUUAACCCUAAAAAGUCAGGCCCUAAUCUUAGUGUUUCGCUGAAUCUCAUCUUACGGUGUUUCGCUGAAUCUCGUCUUGCGGUGUUUCGCUCUUAGAUCGGAACUAGUCCUACUCGAGUGCUUUCAUCACAAGUAUUUCAGGCACGGUGUUCCACCACCAUUUCCUGCUUGUUAUUUGUGAGGAGAAUCUCAUAUUCUUGCAGAUAACCCUGCAUUUUGGACGUACAGUGAUGCAAGUAAACUGAACGUGGCCAAGUUCUUUGCUCGUAAGCGUGCCUAAUAUCAGAUAUGUAAGACAGAAGGACAUGCACGCAUCAAGUGCUUCACGUGUAAUGUCCAUGUUAUGCCCUGCAUUUACAACGGUUGUCAUGUUACGGAAAAGGCGAUUGUCGCUGGCCUCCUUGUACGAUGUAUGCGAGGCAUUUAUCGACAAACUGCAGAGUAGUUUUACAAUCUCAACCGAGCGUACAGGUCCACCACGAAUAUUUCGGUCUUUGCGUGCCACGGGAAUAAUAGUCUACUCUCGCAUCUUGCCUUUAUACAUGUUAACCUUUUGUACUGCAUUUGGGAAAGGGGGUGAAAUCCUCCCCCCGUGAACCCAUCCCCGUAGAACCCAUCACAAAAUGUUUCUCUGGCUAUGCUGCUGGGUUCUAAGAUGUUAAGUCCCAGUGGCUUGAGUCUCUCUUCACUGUUUUGUUGCAAAGCCUUCUUUUGAAAUAAAUUAGCGUUGUAUCUUGGA
Ornithodoros turicata is the source of this 4584-nucleotide messenger RNA. RefSeq lists its product as uncharacterized. Gene Ontology annotation, cellular component: endoplasmic reticulum. Gene Ontology annotation, molecular function: hydrolase activity. The transcript is spliced from 9 exons. Gene Ontology annotation, biological process: GPI anchor biosynthetic process. The coding region runs from base 347 to 1414 and encodes 355 amino acids. NCBI's taxonomy places the organism in Eukaryota, Metazoa, Arthropoda, Arachnida, Ixodida, Argasidae. The record is from RefSeq and is a predicted model, not a curated record.